CAUGUCGGUACUGCCCCUCCCCACGCGGCGUAUCCGGCCCCAUCGUCCCCGCGCAUGCGGGCCUCGAGUGGCGGCGCUUCCUCGCACGCCCUCCCCGCGUUUGUCGUUCCCCCAGAUCAUUCCAAGCCACACCCACUCGGAGUCAAGCUUUCAAAGCCCCCGACCCACUUUGUUACCCACUGGGUGGGAGGGGGAAACCGGGUAAUGGGAGAGGUAGCCGCUUCGUAGGACCCCAGGAGCCCUGCCCACAGUGGGCGGGCCGGCUCCGAGGGGGCGGAGCCCGCGGGGAAGUCUGGGGCUCCAGACCCAGGGGCGGAUCCUGGGACUUCCUCUUGGUCCAGAGGUGCGGCUGCUGCGGAGGUGGCUGAUGCAGGAGGAGCACCCUUGUGGUCCAAGGAGAUGCCACCUCAUGGAGACUGUGGCCUUAACGCCCAGCCUGGUGCUGAGCCACCCGAAACCCAGCAGGAGAUGACCUUGGCUCCCAGCCAGACUCAGCUGGGCGUGGAUUCUACACAUAGGCAAGAGCUGAACCAAAGCCCUGGCCCAGGGCUGACCCCUACCCCAGAACCUACACACCGGAUGGAGCUGACCCUGAGUCCCAGCCCAGCCAAGCCGAUGCUGGAUCCUGCACGCCGGCCAGAGCUGACCCUGAGAUCCAGCCUGGCCAAGCUGACCCCGGGUCCUGCACGCCAGCCAGAGCUGACCCUGAGCCCCAGGCUAGCUGAGCUGAUCCCAGGCUCCACAUGCUGUCCAGAGAUGACCCUCAGUCGUGGCUCACCUGAGCUGCCCCUGGAGCCCUCACAGCCCCCAGAGGAGACCCCAGCCCCCAGGCUAGCUGAGCUGACCCUGGAGCCUGCGCACUGCCGACCCGAGCUCCUAGGCGCCUGUGCUGACCUUAUCAAUGAGCAGUGGCCCCGCAGCCGUGCCUCCCGCCUGCACUCCUUGGGCCAGUCCUCAGACGCCUUCCCUCUCUGCGUGAUGCUGCUCAGCCCCCGCCCCACACCCGGGGCAGCCCCCAUCGUGGUGGGCCAUGCCCGCCUGUCACGGGUGCUGGACCGACCGCAGAGCCUCCUGGUGGAGACAGUGGUAGUGGCCCGAGCCCUGAGGGGCCAAGGCUUUGGCCGCUGCCUCAUGGAGGGCCUGGAGGCCUUUGCUCAGGCCCGAGGCUUCCGCCGGCUGCACCUCACCACCCAUGACCAGCUGUACUUCUAUGCCCACCUGGGCUACCAGCUGGGUGAGCCUGUGCAGGGCCUGGUCUUUACUAGCCAACGGCUGCCUGCCACCCUGCUCAGAGCCUUCCCCAGGGCCCCCUCCCCCCGGCCACCCUGCAAGGCCCCUGGCCUGACUGCCCAGGCUGCCCCAAGAACACCCAAGGGGCCACCAUUGCCACCACCUCCUCCCCUGCCUGAGCCCUUGACCACCACACCCCCACCUCCAGCAGGGGCCCCUCCGCAAGGCCUGCCGGACAUGCAGUACCAAGACCUGAGAGGAUGCCCCAUAUUCUGGAUGGAGAAGGACAUCUGAGGGCCUCCCAGGGCAAGGCACUCUUUCUGGGUUGGUGGACUGCCCCACACAAUACCUGUGUCAGCCCACUGGCCAUACCUCAGCCUUUAGCCCCUGGGGCAGCUUAGUGCCAGUGCGGCCAGAAGAUGGCGCCACAGCUGUGGCUCAGAGCUGUCAGUGUGGCUGAAUAAAGACUUCUGUUAGGUGUG
Molecule: messenger RNA, 1712 nt
Organism: Manis pentadactyla (Chinese pangolin)
Lineage: Eukaryota; Metazoa; Chordata; Mammalia; Pholidota; Manidae
Gene: NAA80
Product: N-alpha-acetyltransferase 80, NatH catalytic subunit
Exons: 2
Coding region: 400-1524 (374 amino acids)
Biological process (GO): protein acetylation
Cellular component (GO): cytoplasm
Molecular function (GO): N-acetyltransferase activity; acetyl-CoA binding
Source: RefSeq, a predicted model, not a curated record